Terrapene triunguis (Three-toed box turtle) is the source of this 4459-nucleotide messenger RNA. RefSeq names its product SEC31 homolog A, COPII coat complex component (gene SEC31A). Gene Ontology annotation, biological process: COPII-coated vesicle cargo loading; intracellular protein transport; endoplasmic reticulum organization. Lineage: Eukaryota; Metazoa; Chordata; Testudines; Emydidae. Gene Ontology annotation, molecular function: protein binding; structural molecule activity. The transcript is spliced from 28 exons. The coding region runs from base 195 to 3908 and encodes 1237 amino acids. The record is from RefSeq and is a predicted model, not a curated record. Gene Ontology annotation, cellular component: COPII vesicle coat; endoplasmic reticulum exit site.
AUCUUUUCCUUGAGCAGUUUCAGAGAAGGAUUGUGCAACCUUGCCAUUUUUUACUUAAGGGUUUGAAGUCCAGUCAGGCUGUUUCCACACAAUAGCGUUCUUCAGCCCAGUGGAGCACACACCUGCUUGGCUUAGAGUCAGACUCCCAACUAAACCUCACUCAAGUUUGGGAAAAGCAUUUCUGGGACGGCAGGAUGAAGUUAAAGGAGAUUGAUCGUACUGCUAUGCAGGCAUGGAGCCCUGCCCAACAACAUCCCAUUUACCUGGCUACAGGUACAUCUGCUCAACAGUUGGAUGCAACUUUCAGUACCAAUGCUUCUCUGGAAAUAUUUGAACUGGACUUGUCUGAUCCUUCGUUGGAUAUGAAAUCCUGUGCAACUUUCUCCUCCUCGCACAGGUACCAUAAAUUGAUAUGGGGACCUCAUACAAUGGCUUCAGAUGGUAGUCUUUCUGGAGUUCUAAUUGCAGGCGGUGAAAAUGGAAAUAUUAUUCUGUAUGAUCCAUCUAAAAUUAUGGCUGGAGAGAGUGAAGUUAUAAUUGCACAGAAAGACAAGCACACUGGGCCAGUAAGAGCUUUGGACGUGAAUAUUUUCCAGACAAACCUUGUAGCAUCAGGUGCUAAUGAGUCUGAAAUCUAUAUCUGGGACUUGAACAACUUUGCCACACCAAUGACACCAGGAGCUAAGACCCAGCCUCCAGAAGACAUCAGCUGCAUUGCAUGGAACAGGCAAGUCCAGCACAUCUUGGCGUCUGCCAGUCCUAGUGGUCGUGCUACUGUGUGGGAUCUGAGGAAGAAUGAGCCUAUCAUCAAAGUCAGCGACCACAGCAACCGGAUGCACUGUUCAGACUUGGCUUGGCACCCUGAUGUGGCUACACAGAUGGUCCUGGCUUCCGAAGAUGACAGGUUGCCUGUAAUUCAGAUGUGGGAUCUUAGGUUUGCUUCUUCUCCUCUUCGUGUUUUGGAAAACCAUACAAGGGGUAUUUUGACCAUUGCUUGGAGUAUGGCAGAUUCUGAGCUGUUACUCAGCUGUGGAAAGGAUGCUAAGAUUCUCUGCUCUAACCCUAAUACAGGGGAGGUGUUGUAUGAGCUUCCCACAAAUACCCAAUGGUGCUUUGACGUUCAGUGGUGUCCCAGAAACCCUGCUAUCCUUUCAGCUGCUUCUUUUGAUGGACGGAUCAGCAUUUACUCCAUCAUGGGAGGGAGCACAGAUGGUUUGAGGCAGAAACAGGUAGACAAGCUUUCAUCCUCCUUUGGGAAUCUUGAUCCAUUUGGCACGGGGCAGCCCCUCCCUCCGUUGCAGCUUCCACAGCAGACAACUCCUCAGAGCACUGUUCUACCAUUAAAGAAGCCACCCAAAUGGGUCCGACGGCCUGUGGGUGCAUCAUUUUCAUUUGGAGGGAAGCUCGUUACAUUUGAGAAUAUAAAGUCUCAUCAACAAGUAGCUGAGCAGCAGCAGCACCACCACGUGUAUGUGAGUCAAGUUGUUACAGAGAAAGAGUUUCUGAACCGCUCGGAUCAGCUGCAAGAAGCUGUGCAAUCCGAAGGCUUCAUCAACUACUGUCAGAAAAAAAUAGAAGCUGCCCAGACUGAUUUUGAGAAAAAUGUGUGGUCUUUCUUAAAGGUGAAUUUUGAAGAAGAUUCUCGUGGCAAAUACCUUGAACUUUUGGGGUACAGGAAGGAUGACCUAGGGCAAAAGAUUACUUCAGCUCUGAAUAAAGAGAGUCUUGUAGAUGGCAAACCAGAGGAGGCUCUUGAAGAAUCAGACCAAUCAGUACAAAGUGAUGAUGAAGAUAGCCAAGCUACUGAAGAGCCGUUCUUGGGAGAGAGAACAAAAGAGGAGACUGAAGAUCUGACAUCUGGAAAAGAAACGUUUAACAUCUCUGUCAGUGGAGAUGUUGAUGGUUUGAUUACCCAGGCUUUGCUGACUGGUAACUUCGAAAGUGCGGUUGAUCUCUGCUUACAUGAUAAUCGCAUGGCUGAUGCCAUCAUAUUGGCCAUAGCAGGUGGACAAGAGCUGCUGUCAAGGACGCAGAAAAAGUACUUUGCUAAGAUGCAAAGCAAAAUUACCAGGCUCAUCACUGCCGUUGUGACAAAGAACUGGAAGGAGAUAGUUCAGUCAUGUGAUUUGCAAAACUGGAGAGAGGCGCUGGCUGCUGUGUUGACUUAUGCUAGGCCAGAUGAAUUUGCAGCUCUCUGUGAUCUGUUGGGCACUAGACUUGAAAACGAAGGGGACAAUCUCCUGCAGACACAGGCUUGUCUGUGUUAUAUUUGUGCUGGGAAUGUAGAGAAACUAGUUGCGUGUUGGACUAAAGCUCAGGAUGGAAACAGCCCCUUGUCCCUUCAGGACCUCAUUGAGAAAGUAGUAAUCCUGCGUAAGGCUGUGCAGUUUACACGAUCUAUGGACGCUGAUGCUGUCGGGGCUCUUCUGGCUGAGAAGAUGAGUCAAUAUGCCAAUCUGUUGGCUGCACAGGGCAGCAUUGCUACUGCAUUGGCUUUCCUUCCGGCAGACACCAACCAGCCAAAGAUCAUGCUGUUGCGGGACAGACUUUGCAGAGCCCAGGGAGAACUUCCAAUGGGACAGGAGACACCAAAGUCCCCGUAUGAGAGAGAACCCAUGCCCAAGGGAAGAGCUGGACCUGUGGCUGGACAAAUGCAGAUGCCCCAAGGCCCAGUCCAGCAGUAUUAUCAGCAGGGAGACCAUCCUCCACCCCCAGGUUUUAUUAUGCCACCCGGGGCUGCUCAUCCGAAUGUGUCGCCACAUCAGGCCGCCUCUCCCGGCUACAACGUGUACCCGCAGGCGGGGGCACGACAGCCGUACCCGCAGACUUAUCAGCCAACACAGCAGUAUUCUUUUGGAACGGGGGGACCAGCACUCUAUCAGCCUCAACAACCUAUUGCUCCUCCUGCUUCAAACUCCUACGCUAACCCUCCCUAUAUGCCUCCUGCUUCUCCCCAUUCCGCGCUCUCUCAGUUAUACCCAGGACAGCCUCAACCCUCUCCAACAAGCUUGAAUCCUGGCUCUUCUUUCCCUGCCCCUCCUUCUGGUGCAUCCUUCCAGCAUGGCAGACAAGGAGCUCCAGCAACUUCUGUGGCUUAUGCACUGUCUACUGGACCAACAGGUACUCUGCCUGCAACCAAUGAGCUUCCUGCAUCCCAAAGAACAGAAAAUCAGUCUUCUCAAGACCAGGCCUCUACCCUGGAAGGACCUCAAAAUGGUUGGAACGAUCCUCCUGCAUUGAACAGAAUGACAAAGAAGAAGAAGAUACCUGAUAACUUCAUGCCUCCUGUUCCCAUCACAUCCCCAAUAAUGAAUCCUCUGCCAGAUCCACAAUCCCAGAUGCAGCAGCCUCCAACUUCACUGCCACCUGCAGCCCAGGCUACAUUUCAGCCCUCACAUCUUCCAUCAGGGCAGCCCAUUUUACAAAAUCCUUUCCAGCCUAUUCAGCAGCCUCUGGGGCAGUCAGUCAUGCCUCCGGCUAUCUCAAAAACUAGUACAGAGGGGGCACCAGGAGCUCCAAUUGGCAAUACCAUACAGCAUGUGCAGUCGUUGCCAGCGGAGAAGAUUACAAAGAAGCCUAUUCCUGAUGAGCACCUUAUUCUGAAGACCACAUUUGAAGCUCUCAUCCAGAGAUGCCUGUCAUCUGCCACAGAUCCACAAACGAAGAGGAAAUUAGAUGAUGCCAACAAACGCCUGGAGUUUCUGUAUGACAAACUUAGGGAACAGACACUCUCCCCAGCAAUCGUCAACGGCUUGCACAGCAUUGCAAAGAGCAUCGAAACGCGCAACUACACAGAGGGACUGAACAUCCACACCCACAUAGUCAGCACCAGCAACUUCAGCGAGACGUCUGCCUUCAUGCCAGUGCUGAAAGUCGUCCUCACCCAAGCCAAUAAGCUGGGGGUCUGAUGUGACCCCUCUCCCUCGCCUAUGCAGAGCUUGUGAUGUCACUUUUCCAAAGAAGUACAUUUCUGCAAAACGUGUGCAAGAAGGGGACCAAAUACCAGACCUUAUAGCAUAUUGCAGUAGAUCUCUGAUCAAUGGCAUGACACUAUCCCUACAGAUAUACGUCAUCUUAGAAUGGCUUUCGAGCCCUGGUGCUUUUUUAUUUUAAUCUUUUAUCAUCCCUAAUGAUUCCUGUCUACAGACAGUAUAUUUAAUGGAUUACAUCUCGUGUUGUCAAUUUUAAGUGCAUGUUGUACACUAAACAGUGGUUUUUAAUACAGAAGUGAGUGGGAAAAGCUGAUGGUAGGUUGUGUAUCAGACAGAUCUUAUAACACAUUCUUUCCACCUCCCCUCCCAUUCCUCCAUAUCCACCAGAUUAAAGUGUCUGAUCCUCUUUUUAAGUGUAUUUUGUCAUUCAUUUUAUUCCAAUUAGAUGUUAAAUAACUUAAAUUUGCACUGGGGCAAAUAAGAAAAAUAAAGGCUGAUGUGAUCUUUUCAAUAAAAGGUUAAUUUAU